This is a messenger RNA of Tripterygium wilfordii, 2113 nucleotides long. Its product is annotated as probable E3 ubiquitin-protein ligase ARI8. NCBI's taxonomy places the organism in Eukaryota, Viridiplantae, Streptophyta, Magnoliopsida, Celastrales, Celastraceae. Bases 267 to 1835 code for a protein of 522 amino acids. Gene Ontology annotation, cellular component: ubiquitin ligase complex; cytoplasm. Gene Ontology annotation, biological process: ubiquitin-dependent protein catabolic process; positive regulation of proteasomal ubiquitin-dependent protein catabolic process; protein polyubiquitination. Gene Ontology annotation, molecular function: zinc ion binding; ubiquitin protein ligase activity; ubiquitin conjugating enzyme binding. The record is from RefSeq and is a predicted model, not a curated record. The transcript has a single exon.
UAGUCUUAUUUUUAAGUGAUCAAAAGGGCUCUCUCCUAAGUUUUAGGGGUAGUUGCACAAGACUAUAGCUGCUGAAGAGGAGUCCGAAUCAUAGUACAUCCGUUAUUGUUGCGCCAAACGAUUCUUUUUUUUCCUUUGCUGCCGUAUUGUAGUAUUGCUAAUCUUGCCCCUAAUUGGUCUCAAUCUCGGUCAAUUUAGGGUUUUCUCUCAUCAAAUCGAAUCUUGUUACAGUUUUUAGGGUUUCUAGUUCUGGUGAUGUAGUAGUCAUGGAGAACUAUAGCGAUUACUCUGAUAGUGAUCCUGAUGCCAACGAUGAACCGGAGCUCCUCGAAGCCGACGAACGCAGUGUUAAUCGUGAGGACCGAAAACCCUAUAGAAUUUUGAAAGAAUCUGAGAUACGUCUACGCAUGGAGGAUGAUAUCAAAGUCGUAUCGGCCGUCCUUUCUGUAUCGGAAGUUGAUGCAAGUAUCAUACUUCGGACCUAUAAUUGGAGUGUGAACAGAGUGAACGAUGCCUGGUUUUCAGAUGAAUACGCCGUUCGUGGUAGAGUAGGAUUGCUGGGAAAUCGUGUGCCGGUCGAUCGAUUCGCGUCAAAGUUUGUGGAUUGUGGGAUUUGCUUUGAAUCCUGCCGUCGUGAUCGGAUCAAGUCUGCGGCUUGUGGCCACCCUUAUUGUUGUGAAUGCUGGUCUGGCUACAUUGGAGCGUGCGUUGAUAACGGUCCAGGGUGCUUGACUAUGAAGUGUCCUGAACCAUCUUGCUCUGCUGCUGUGGGUGACGAUAUGAUCAAUGCUUUGGCAUCCGAGGAGGGUAAAGGUAAGUAUUAUAAUUACCUUUUUAGAUCAUACAUUGAGAACAGCAAGACUAGAAAGUGGUGUCCUGCUCCAAACUGUGAGUAUGCUUUUGAUUUUGUUGGUGGCGAUGGAGGUUCUGAGAUUACCUGCCUCUGCGCUCAUAAAUUUUGCUGGAAUUGUAACCAUAACGCCCACCGUCCUGUUGAUUGUGAAACUGUGGUGCAGUGGGUGGCUAAGUCUGGUGCUGAAAAUGUGAAUUGGGUAUUAGUUCAUACAAAACCUUGUCCUAAGUGCAAGCGAAAUAUAGAGAAAAACAUGGGGUGUAUGCACAUGACUUGCAGACCACCAUGUAAUCAUCAGUUUUGCUGGGUGUGCAUGAAAGACUGGCAUAAUCAUGGUAAUUGCAAUCGCUACGAGGACAAAAAGGAUACGCAACUGAGAGAGGAGGCCAAGAAAGAACUGGAGAAAUAUAAUCAUUAUUAUGAACGUUAUUCUGCUAAUGAAGUGUCUCAGAGAAAAGCUACAGAAUCAAUGAAAGAAGUUGAAACCAAGCAUAUUGUGACUCUUAGUGAUGUUCAGGGGGAACCAGAAACUCGCCUCAACUUCUUAAUUGAUGCCUGGAAACAGAUCAUUGAAUGCAGGCGAGUGUUGAAAUGGACAUAUGCAUACGGUUACUACUUGCCUGCACAUCAGCGCCCUAUGAAACAACUCUUUGAAUACUUGCAAGGAGAAGCAGAGUCGGGAUUGGAAAGGCUACAUUCUUGUGCAGAGAGAGAAGUACAACAGUUUAUUGACACAGAUCAACGCUCAGAAGAAUUCAUUCCAUUCCGAGUAAAGCUCAUUGGAUUGACGGAAGUGACUCGAAAUUUCUUCGAGAAUUUGGUUAGAGCCAUAGAGGAUGGGCUAUCAGAUGUGACUUCCGAGGGUGCUUGUAGCUCAGUUGUCAGUUCUCAAGGGGCUGGGGAGGAAUCAAAGAGGCAUAGGACGACAGCAUUGGAUGGUUGUUCUCGAAGUGCUGGCAGGGGCUCCAAGAGACGCAAGUGAUAACAUCCAUCAAUUUCAUAUUGUAAUGCCAUGCCUCGAACUUAAAGAUAAUGAGCUUCUCAGGUGAAGAAGAUUUUCCUGGAUACUUUUAUGCGUGUGACAUGGAGAAAUGGAAAACAAGCUUCUUGUGAGUCCAAUGAAGAAACUUACCAUAUUAUCUAUGGCUAAUUGUUUUUUUACUUCAACAUUCUACUAGUAACAAAUAAUACUCUCUCUCUGCUGACAUUGAUCCUCUGAUAUUUAAAAGCAAGUAAUCGUUGUUUAUACUGCUCGUUAUA